AUGAGCUUUAAUUUACAUCCAAUAUCAUAUUUAGAUGCCGAUACGAAUGCAGGGAGACCUGGAAACGACCAGGGAGCCGGUAAUGGACAUGGACAUGGCUCCGGACAUGAACAUGGAAAUGGGUACAGAAUGUUUGAUUCUGACCUCAAUUUGGACAUAGAUGGAAUUUCGACCGGAUCGCCGCUUACGAGCUCACAGAGCACAAACGACUCGCCACAGUCGUCAUUUACGUCGCAAUCGAGCGAAAACUCGCCGCACCAGAAGGGUGAGUACAUGAAGUUCUUUGGAGAGGGAGCUAAGGACAGCCGUGGAUUGGGAUUUGGUGAAGGUAACUACGACGUUCCCACGAUGAGAGUAGAAGACGAGGGGAGCAUGGAGACUAAAAGAGCGGAUGAAGACGCAACAAACGGGGUAGACAGAGACGAUGGAAAUGUCAAGCCAAAGAAGAUAUACCGCAAGGUGAAGGAUGAGGAUAUGAAGGGGCCAUUUAAGUGUCAUUGGAAUGAUUGUGCUGUUAUUUUUGACACGCCGGAGUUGUUGUACGAUCAUUUGUGUGACGACCAUGUCGGAAGAAAAUCGUCGAACAACUUGUCGUUGACAUGUUACUGGGAUAAUUGUUUGGUUACCACCGUGAAGAGGGACCAUAUCACGUCGCAUUUGAGGGUACAUGUUCCGCUCAAGCCGUUCCACUGUGAUGUGUGUCCUAAAUCGUUCAAGAGGCCUCAGGAUUUGAAAAAACACUCCAAGAUUCAUGCGGAUGACCAUCCUAAGAAAUUGAAGAAGGCCCAUCGCAGACAACAUGUGGAACACGAACACGAACACGAACAAGACCAGUAUUGUCAAACACACUUUCACAAUUCUCCCCACUCACAACCUCAACUGCAACCACAUCAAUUUCAGACCAUGCAACCUUAUCCAUUUGACAACAUGUUAAACUACGACAUAAAUUACCAGAUGUACCCUUCAAUGCAAUCGGAUAUUCCAAUGAUGAACGAUGGUGUAGACCGUAAGAGAAGAUUUGAUAACGGUAACAAUAACAUGGUCAAUAAUAUCUUGAAUGACUUCAAUUUCCAUAAUAUCUCAACUGUGGGUCCAGAUUACAGCAACAAGAAGGUUAAGGUCGAGCCAAGCUACAAUUUGGACAUGUUCAAUAAAUUGAACAGCUAUGACGAUCGUUACAUCCAGUUACAUCCUCACCAACACCAAGCACAAGUGCCACCACAUCAUUCUCAUCCGCAACAUCAACAGCAUCAACAACAUCAAUACCCUAAUAAUGUCAAUUCACAAAACUUACUUGAAGCUGAAAAAUUCUUCAAUUCGUUGUCUUCGUCGAUCGAUUUACAAUACCAAAAAUUAUCCACAAAUUACCAAUACAAACCACAACCGCAACAAUUAUAUCCUUCCGUUCCACAAAUUUCGAAGACAAAUGAUAAUAGCAUGGUCGGUCAUAAUGGAGGAGUUCCACCUAACUUUCCACAAGUCAAUAGAUCAUUCAACUAUCAAGCCAAUCAUCCAAUAUCAAUGGAAUUCGGUGGUGUCAGCAACUACCAAAAGUCAGCUAAACCAGUCGAGGAGGCUUCUCCUGACGAUAAAGAAACAGACGACGCCAUCGAAUCUCUCAGUAAAUUGUCAAUUAAUGAAUUUAAAUUGGACGAUGUUGCAAAGCAUAAGCAAAUGGUUGAUUCGGUUAUCGCUUACUUAGCAAACUUGAAGAAGACAACAGUUGCCAAUAAAGAGAUAGAAAGGAAAUUGUCUCCAAAAGACAAUUAUCUGGCGUCCCAAUUAUCUGAAAAGGAGGGCUUGCUGAGGAAUUUGUACCCAAAGAUUGCUUCAUUUUAA
Debaryomyces tyrocola is the source of this 1839-nucleotide messenger RNA. NCBI's taxonomy places the organism in Eukaryota, Fungi, Ascomycota, Pichiomycetes, Serinales, Debaryomycetaceae. The record is from the annotation of a GenBank genome assembly.